This is a messenger RNA of Nannospalax galili (Upper Galilee mountains blind mole rat), 5271 nucleotides long. It is a transcript of the gene Ap3m1, whose product is annotated as adaptor related protein complex 3 subunit mu 1. Lineage: Eukaryota; Metazoa; Chordata; Mammalia; Rodentia; Spalacidae. The record is from RefSeq and is a predicted model, not a curated record. Gene Ontology annotation, biological process: endocytosis; intracellular protein transport. The coding region runs from base 309 to 1565 and encodes 418 amino acids. The transcript has 9 exons. Gene Ontology annotation, cellular component: cytoplasmic vesicle; clathrin adaptor complex.
GACUAUGAGGGACCCCAGGCGGAGUUAGGCUGCGGACGAGCGCCUGCGUUGAGGGAGUGCAGAGCGCCCUGUUCUUCCAGAGCCUGGGAUGAGGGAGGUGGACGUUCUCGAUCUCGAGGGACAUCUUUCCUCUCGCUGAGCACUCUGCGCAUUCUGUCUUCCUGGAACUGCGGGCCGAGUUGGAGUCUUUCGUCAGGCAGUGUGUUGAGCACCCCAAGCGCGGGGUCCUCGCGGCUUUCUCUGCAGCCUCAGCUUCGGUCCAGAGAGGACCCGGCACCAAAUCACUGACUCGCCCUGGUGUCGGGAAAAUGAUCCACAGUCUGUUUCUCAUAAACUGUUCAGGUGACAUAUUUCUAGAGAAGCACUGGAAGAGUGUUGUGAGCCAGUCUGUCUGUGACUAUUUCUUUGAAGCUCAGGAGAAAGCUGCUGAUGUUGAAAAUGUACCACCUGUCAUUUCAACACCUCACCACUACCUCAUCAGUAUCUACCGGGAUAAACUCUUCUUUGUGUCUGUCAUACAGACUGAAGUGCCACCUCUCUUUGUAAUUGAAUUUCUACACCGAGUUGCUGACACUUUUCAGGACUACUUUGGUGAGUGUUCAGAGGCUGCAAUUAAGGAUAAUGUGGUCAUAGUGUAUGAGCUCUUGGAAGAAAUGUUAGACAAUGGAUUUCCACUGGCUACUGAAUCUAACAUUUUGAAAGAACUGAUUAAACCACCAACAAUUCUACGUUCUGUCGUCAAUUCUAUUACAGGUAGUAGUAAUGUUGGGGACACACUCCCCACUGGGCAGCUGUCCAACAUCCCAUGGCGUCGGGCAGGAGUAAAGUAUACAAACAAUGAGGCCUAUUUUGAUGUAGUUGAAGAAAUCGAUGCAAUUAUAGACAAAUCAGGAUCUACAGUCUUUGCAGAAAUUCAGGGGGUCAUUGAUGCCUGCAUUAAGCUUUCUGGAAUGCCUGACCUCUCUCUCUCUUUCAUGAACCCAAGGCUACUAGAUGAUGUCAGCUUUCACCCAUGCAUCCGGUUCAAGCGUUGGGAAUCUGAAAGAGUUUUGUCAUUUAUUCCUCCAGAUGGAAAUUUCAGACUUAUAUCAUAUCGUGUCAGCUCACAAAAUCUAGUGGCAAUACCAGUGUAUGUGAAACACAGUAUCAGCUUUAAAGAGAACAGUUCUUGUGGCAGAUUUGAUGUAACAAUUGGACCAAAGCAGAAUAUGGGGAAAACUAUUGAAGGAAUUACAGUGACGGUUCACAUGCCAAAAGUUGUGCUGAAUAUGAACUUGACACCAACACAAGGCAGCUAUACAUUUGAUCCAGUCACCAAGGUACUAACAUGGGAUGUGGGGAAAAUUGCUCCACAAAAGCUCCCAAGUCUUAAAGGAAUGGUAAAUUUACAGUCUGGAGCACCCAAGCCAGAGGAGAACCCAAGCCUCAAUAUACAGUUCAAGAUCCAGCAGCUUGCUAUUUCAGGCUUAAAAGUGAACCGCUUGGACAUGUAUGGGGAGAAAUAUAAGCCAUUUAAAGGAGUCAAAUAUGUCACAAAAGCUGGAAAGUUUCAAGUGAGGACAUGAGAAGAGGCCAGAAUUCCUCAAGAUCAGUUUGUUUUCAAGUGUCAUUACAGUUUAUUACUGUUAGGUACCAAGUGGGUGGGAAUACUUAUAAAGCAUUUGUGUCAAGCUACACUGCUAACAAAAUUGCUUAGUAAUCAAUGUAGGGUUCUUAAGGAGCUUUAAGCUAAGAAAACUUUUCUAAAGACUUAUUUUGUAUCUUUUCACUUAGGAAGUUUAAGGAGAUGAUUUCUUCCAUAGGGGGCUACCAGCUGAAUGCUGCACACUGUAACAGUAAAGACAGAAGGCUAAACUGAUCUUAUUCAGCAGUAGGAACUGUUUCUUCAUCUGUGAUGUGUCAGGUGCAGGCAAGAUCACACCUUCUGAUCUUAGCCAUCUCAAAUCAGUGUUGGUCCUAACAACAGAGGACGCCCCCCCCCCACCCCGCCCCAAGAAGUUUACAGAAAACUGCCUCUUCAAGUGUUUGCCUUAUUCAGCUUUUCACUUGUGCCAUUAAGCAAGCACUGUAGCAAAAGCCACUUCUACAUGGCCCUGGCGGGAGCACUACUGCUCCAUGCUCCAUUCUCACUGUACUUGGUAUUGUAUUUUUUAUAAAGAUUUUUACGUAAAGCUCAGAUUAUGAUUUACAAGGACCUUGCUGCAGUAAAUAUACCAUCUCAAAUUUUGUGCCACCAGUUCAGCUGUUAAGAUAGCACAGUUAAAAUCAUUUGCAUCAAAAGGCAAAUACUUUAUUAGGAUAAUAAAAGGAAACACUUUUUCUGUUUUUAGGAGGUUAUUGAAAGCACAAUACUUUGUGCUUUUAAGCAAACUGAAGAAGUCAAAGAGAAACAAGUGAAACCUUUGCCAUCUUCAUGUUCUAUAAAGCUUUAUCUAAUGUCACUUAAACCUAGUUAGCCUGAAAGCCUCUUGUCCAAGUUCAGUAAAAGGAAAAAAAAAAUGUGUCUGCUUCUCUGUUAAUUUUUUAAAUCUUUAAUUCUUUUUUUUUUUUAAUCUUUUAUCUUUUUGUACUUAAAUGGCUAAAUUUGCCUAUAUCUUACCAUUAGGGAGCGCACCUUUGCAUAUCAUGUAUAUCCCAGGGCUAUUGUGACAGACCCCUUCCUGAAACUUGUUGAAAUUGUCACUGAAGCACUUGUGUGUCUACUGUAUUGUGUACAUGGAAAAACAUGAGGCAGAAACAAAACCUUCAGUAAUGCUUUGUGCCAGACUGAUCUUCAUGCUUGGAAAGGCAGUCCGUAUGAUUAUCCUUUCACUCAGCCUCAUUUGCUUGGAAGCCCUUGUGCAGUAUUUGCCUCAUUCAACAUAAAGAAAUGGAAGAAAGCUGAAAGUUGUGCUUGCUCUUCCUGUUUCCUUGUUUUUUCUUGUAUUACUCGUUUUCUUCUCCUUGUGGCCCAUUAUUUUCUUUCAUCUUUGCCUUAUCAUUCUAAAGCUAUGUCUUAAACCAUCGCUAUUCAAGUGCUGAUAGUAUAGCCAUUAUGAAGUAUUUUUGGUCUUUGAUCUAAUAAGACUUUUUUUCCCUGCAACUUCAAAUAGAAAUUUCUUACAUAACCAAUUUCAGAUUAGCAACUUAAUGUCAAAACAUUGCCAAAUAUCUAUCCCUUUUGCCUAAGAUUGGUUUUCCAGUUAUUUUUAAUAGCGUGCUCUUCAGUGUUCUUACCUCAGAAAGUCAAUUUUCUUUCUUCAGAAUCCUUUAUCUCAGCCAUCCAUGCCUACACUGUCCAACUUUUCUUCCCGUGCUGUCUUCUUUGUACAUCCAAGAAUGUAUGCCGAGUCCCUUGCCUCAAGUCAUUUUAACUAAAAAAAUCCAAGCAGCUUUGUCCUGUCUAUUAAUUUGGUAGAAUCUAUUAAGUCCUUUCUCUAGCUCUGGCUAUCAAUAAAAGGAUGAAAGCAACAAACGGAUUUUUUUUUUCUUGUUGAUGGAACAUUCUCAUAUUAAGGCAGUGUUAGAGCGGACUGAACUGCAUCAGAUUUUAUCACAAGGUGUGAGGUUGCUUGAAGCACUUCCAAGUGGUCCCUUCCUAAAUUUAGCAUAUUCACAGCCCCUUUUAUUUUUUUUAAGGUGUCCCCUUUCUGGCCACAGACUAAGUUACUUUUACCACUACCACUUACUAAUACAGAUCCAUGACUACUCAGUAGUAUUAAGACUUUUUUCAAACACAGAAGUCUACUCAAUCCCAGAAUACUCCAUUUUUCUAAGUUCUUAAGGAAUCAUAAUCCAAGAGCAAAUGAAACAUGCUUAUUUUCCAUUUGAAGGCGUUCCCAUUUGUUUCAAGGGAAUUCAGCUGAUAGAUUUGUUCCUAAAAUAGUGCUACGAAAGAACCCUGGGAGUAUGCUUGUCUUACUGUCCUUAGAAGCAACUGAUUAAACUACAGUGUGGCAGGAAGACAGCACCAGUGAACACAGGACAGAAAGCAAAAUGAGGCAGUGUUGGGAAUCGCUGUGCUAAUUCAGCAUUGGACACAGGCUGGCAUCUGCCUUUGGUUGGAAACUUUUCUGUUCAAGCAAUGGUAAACACGCUUGCGAGCACUAAAUUGUCACCCUUAAUGUUACUUAACCUUUUUUUUUUUUUUCCCUACUUCUAGAAAUUUGGGCAAAAACAUGUUUUUAUUUUAGUUGGUGCUUCCUUAAGACAACUGUGUCCCCAACAGCUAGUUCUGUCUCAUAGCCCUGGUGGGUCCUGACAGCACUUUCUGUUCUAGGCUUUGGAACACACACACACACACACACACACACACACACACACACACACGCACGCACGCACGCUCUGACAUUUCUGAUUUUUACAACUUCAGCUUCUUAAGGGACAGCAGCAGUCUCCAGUAAUAGCUAGAAUCUUCUAGGAUGAAAGACAACUUCAGCCAGGGUGACCCACAUGUGGGCACGUUCUGCCCACUGGUAACUUUGUCAAUUCUACUCCUUCUCAAGUACACUUCCCAAAGUUGUCUCUUAUCACAGAGAUCCUUAUCAAGUAAUACGCUGCUGUGGAUUUCUAGAACCCUUUCAACUAGAUUAAAUAAAAAUCUUUAGUUUCAAGACCUUAGGAUUAGUUUCAUUGACUGCUGUUCAAAAACAAGACUCUAACUUGUUUUAGGUAAAAUAACAUCCAUCAUUUAAAGCAUUAUUUAUAUAAAUGUAUUUUAUUGUUUUGAACAGAAGAGGCAGAAAAUAUUUGCAUAUAAUAAAUCCUAGCUUAUCGGUGUAUUUUUUAGUGGUGGCAUCUCUAAAUCAUGAUUCAGGGACUUUUUUUUUUCUUCUUUUGCCUCAUUGUAUUGUAAGCACUGAUAUUAGAGAAAAGCACAUCUGGCAUAAGUGUAAACCAGUGUCUCAAAACACUGGAAGGACUUGGAGAGCAAACAUUAUUUUUCUUAUUUCUUCUAAGUAUCUUUAGUAAAACAAAAGGUGAUCUUUGGCAUAGAUUCGUACGUUAAAGGCAUUAAUAUUGCAUUUAUAUCAGGUAAGCAACUAUACAAAUAUACUGAAGGCCUUGAAAAUAAUCAGUUAAAAUGAAAAAGGAAGCCUGAGUGUACAGGAUCAACUUAAGAUUUACACAUUCACUAUUGAGCUUUAACACACUGGUGGUGGGACGAUCCAGGCAAAGGGUUUCACUCCUGCAUUCAUCUGCUGCUGGAUUUGGUGAUGUGGGGUUUCUUGUGCUGGGGAAUGCUCAGACAGCAGAAUCAAUGCAAACCAGGGAAAGAUGCCUUCUCUCUGA